AUGGUAAAUGCAAACGAAUGGUUAAAUGAAAAAAUUCCAGUAAAUCAAAGAGCACAAGCAACAAGUCUUUACAUCUACAGGCAAUGUCAAAGUGGUCAUACCGUCCAUCAAAAUAAUUGUAAUAAUUGUGUAAACAAAAACAACUGUUCUACUGCUCCAACUUUUCAAUUCUAUAAUACUGUUUUGGAAGGAGAGCUAGAUCUUAAUGACUUUGUUAAUUUGCAGCAAUUAAGUAUCUGCGGUACUGGACAAGGGCAGGAUCAGCAACAAAAGUUAACUAGUUUGAAGAUUGAUAAAUGUAAUAAGUUGGAUCGUCUCACAAUUAAUUUUAAUAACACUUCUCUUAACAAUUUAUUUGGUGAGAAUAAUUCUAAUUUUAAUAGGGUAAAAAGUCAAGUAGAAAGAUUAACUAGUAUUAUUCGAAAUGUUAUUUAA
Messenger RNA from Scutellospora calospora, 435 nucleotides. Lineage: Eukaryota; Fungi; Glomeromycota; Glomeromycetes; Diversisporales; Gigasporaceae. The record is from the annotation of a GenBank genome assembly.